Fusarium pseudograminearum CS3096 is the source of this 2460-nucleotide messenger RNA. RefSeq lists its product as uncharacterized. The coding region runs from base 1 to 2460 and encodes 819 amino acids. The transcript is spliced from 2 exons. Gene Ontology annotation, cellular component: nucleus. Gene Ontology annotation, biological process: chromatin remodeling; regulation of DNA-templated transcription. Lineage: Eukaryota; Fungi; Ascomycota; Sordariomycetes; Hypocreales; Nectriaceae. Gene Ontology annotation, molecular function: ATP-dependent H2AZ histone chaperone activity. The record is from RefSeq and is a predicted model, not a curated record.
AUGGAAUCGACCGACAUCCCUAUUUGGGGACCAAUGUCCCCUUUGUCUUCUAUCGUAUCCAGCCUUGACGACUUGACCCCCGCCGACAGCGACAUUGCUAGUGAUGCCGACAGCGACGCCGAAGUCCAGAAAGGCAAAAGUACCAGCAAAGAUGUCGAUAGCCAGGUCAACAGUGAAGGCACGGUAGAAUGGCUCGCCACGACUCGAGAGCGCCGUUCUACUGCUGGCAAUCGAAUGAAAUCAAUGCUUGCCAACGAGGAGCCCGAUUCCGACCUUGAACUACUAUUUGCCGAAGACGAGAACGACCAGGGCUUUUCUGAAGUUGAUGAGAAUGGCUCCGAUGUACAAAUGGAUUCUUCAGACGACGAAGACGACAAUGGCAACAAUGACGAUGAUCUCGAGGGAGAGAAGGAGUUAGAAAAGCAGGCAAAGGAGCGUCGUUCUGUUCAGCGCAAGCGAAAAGCCCAAGAAGCCAUUCCCGCCAAGUUCCGCAAGAAAGUCCGAAUCGAUCCCACGACCAGAACGCCAGCAGCGCCCAUGAGACCUGCACCGCGACCAAAGAAGAAAUCCGAGCGCACUUCAUGGUUACCUUCAGCCGCCGACCUACCGACUCGAGCCUCGUCCCGUCAAACGACACGUCUAUCAAAGGAGCAACUCCAUCAGCAAAUGGUGGAACGAGAGGAGCGCCGGAUAAAACAGCUAGCUCAGAUGCAGAAGAAGGCGGCCAAGCUAGAGGCGAUGAAGAAACCACCGAUGACGCAGGAAGAGAGGCUCCGAGAGGCAGCCAUCGUCGAGAAACGAAACAGCAAAAGUCUAAACCGGUGGGAAGAAGCCGAGAAGCAACGCGAAGAGGAACGUCGAGCAAAAUUGGCUGCUCUUCACAACAGAACCCUGAAGGGCCCCGUAAUAACUUUCUGGAGUGGUAUCGGAGAGUGGAUGGGAAGGCAUAUGGUGAUCGAGGAACCUGCGAAGGAGAAGAGAAAGAGGGGCGAAAAGGCGAAGGGUAAAGAUAUGGAAAAGGCGGCCACUGUGGAAGAACAAAAACCGAAAGUUCAAACUGCUCUUGGUGACGCUACUUCGAAUACCAAGGAACAGCUGGCGCAAAGUCAACCGCCAGUGACAGCUUCGCCCGCACCACCUGUAGCGUCAGAAUCAAAAGAAACCAAAGCAUCUGGUCCGAUCAAAGGCGACGACUGUAUCUCAAAGCCUCAAGAUUCGUCUUCAACAGCAAAAGAUGGCACUACUAUGCUCAAGACUGAAGAUGCCAACCCUUCUUUGGCAAUGCCUCCGCCGCCUCACCCACCGCCUACACCUCCCAAUGGUCUGGCUGCUCCAACUCUUCCACCCUCGAAAAUCAUAUCACCACUGAGCCCUCCUGCGAGUGGCCUCGCUGCACCGUCUCCACCUCCUCCUACACCAGUCGGUUCAACGACAACAAUCUCCUUUGCCGCUCCUACAGCAGGACUAUCUCGUCCGCCAGAUUCCAAACCGUCCGGGGUUCUUGCGGCUCCUAUACUCGCUCCGCCCCUAGGCAUCGGCGGUAACGGAGCUGUACCUCCAAUGAUGGGUUUCGGCAACCCUAAAUCUAAUGUUCUUGCACCCCCAAAUACAUCACAAAGUGCCAUGCCGCCUACUUUAUCUGCUACCGCCCCCACCAAGAAUGCUUCAUCUACUAUUCCUAGUUCUCAAGCAAACCCUUCGACAACAGCUACACCAGCAUCCUCUACGACAAACCUUCAGCCAACUGUCAACUCUUCUACUCUCCAGGUUACAUCCUCUACUCCCAACAACUCUAAUAUAGCUCAAGCUCCCGAAUCCCAACCUCAACCGUCAACCGGAGCCCGAAAUGCUAUAGUAUUUCAAAGUUUUGACGAAAACGCCCUCAAGGAUCGUAGCAUCCAAACCCAGGUCAUCUUUGGCCGCAAGAUGAAUAGGCUCUCCAAACCUUCCCCUGCGCCUCUUUGCGCCAUCACAAACCAUCCUGCUCGGUAUUGUGAUCCACGUACUGGUCUCCACUACUACAACGCCUACGCGUACCAAGAGAUUCAACGCCUCACCCGCGGAGAGUACCAGUGGAGCCAUAUUCUGGAUGCAUGGGUUGGCUGCGGGACAUAUGCUGCGAGAGGCGUCCCUGAACGUUUCUUGAACCCUGACGCGAAAGGGCCUGAGAAGAAACCGAUCUCGCAUGAGGGCGUCAAACAAAAUGAGGCCACCAUUGAUACCCAGAACCGAAGCCCUGGGAUCAAGGCCCCUGAGGCAACAUCGGAAAUCCGAACUUCUGGUGAGAAGAUGACCGGGAUUGGACAAGGGUCCUCCACACCACCAAAUAUAGAGCCCAGCAAGGCUACGCAACCCAGUACGGCGUCACCGGCAGUCAUCGGAUCUGCAAAUGCCACUAAUCCAGCGGCCGCAACAAACCCUACUCCAGUUCUGACAAACUCUACCACAAUCGAUCCAUAA